AUGUUGGUCAAGAAUUAUAUGUCAACACCGCUUCUGAUACUUGCUGCUCUAGCAAAGGUUGUGUUUGCGGAACCAGAUCAUUUCUGCAAGUCUUUUGGACACGGCUCAAACAACGACUUCUGUGUAUCGCUCGCAACGUACGAUGAUCCUACUUUCUCCAAGCAAGAUUUCAUCAUUACUUUCAACCGCACACAGCAUGCAGCUACUGGCUGGUCUUCGGUCGGAAUCGGUAAUCAGAUGAAUGGAUCCAUCAUAUUUCUUCUAUACGGAGAUCCAAACUCGAUUUCCCCACCAACUCUCAGCACCAACACUCGCGUUGGAAUCCAUAUUGGAUACGUUGAAGCCCAAUGGUCUGCAUCAUCUCACGAAGGCUCCAAAACUGCGACAGCAAGCUUCGUUUGUUACGGCUGCAACGCCUGGUUUUAUGCAGAUAGAUCCGCCAUAACACCCGUCUUGCCCUUUAUCUGGGCUGCCAACACUGAACAAGACCUCUCAGUCUCAGACUACGCAAGUGAUGCAAAUCUGAUAAUGCACAAUCACUACGGUAGUUUCGAUAUGGAUAUGACGAAGGAAAUGAGCAUCGUCCCCAAGCUACUUCCAGAUACCAUAUCAAACUUUCUCAGACCUUCUCCGCCUGCCGCCCCAAACAGCCCCAAUAAUGAUAAUCCAACAAUAUUCGUACCAGAUAAACAUCGAAUCUGGCUUCUUCAUGGUCUCUGCUUAGCUGCAGCUUUCUUCGUCCUCCUUCCACUGGGCACAAUAUUCAUUCGCACAGGCUCGCCACACGCAUUCUACUUGCAUCUCGGUCUCCAAAUCAUAGGAUCAAUUUCAGCCCUCGUGGGAAUGAUUGUUGGAUUUUUCUUGAGCACUAGUGUUCAUACUUGGCAUCAAUAUAUUGGGCUAGGACUCGGAUUGGCGAUGCUUGCUCAAUUGAGACUAGGUUUCCAGCGCCACCGAGUAUUUGUCUCCAAGAAAGUCAAUACUUGGAUGGGAAAUACUCACAUUUGGAUUGGAAGGUGUAUUCUUUUUGGUGGAUCUGUCAAUGUUGUCUUAGGUCUGACUCUGAGUGACUACACAAUCCACCUGAAAACGGGGUUCACAAUAGCGGGCGUUAUGAAUGCGCUUGUGCUUGGUUUCGUGAUCUAUAGGCACAAGAUCGGAAAACCUAUCGGGAAGAAUCUUAGAAUUCCAUGGCUCAGCAAAGUCAAUGGAAUUGGAUGGGCUGACGGUGCAAAUCUGCAGUCAUACUUUGCGUUGACGGACGAGGAUAACAAUGAGGGAGAAGAGGAGAGAAGAAACGAAGUUGAGAUGGAGAAGGGAAUCGAGAGAAGACAGUCCAUGAGUGAGUCUCUACGCACGGAAGCCCUGGAGGUUACCAACAUCGGUGCCACUCUGAACAUCACGAUCGCUUUGCUCCGAGCAGUGCGAAAUGUGGCCAGCACCUGUACUCCACGAGCCAUCGCUCAGAAGGAGUUAUUUCCUGUGCCGUUCCCUGAUUCAGCUAUGCAGACUCGACAGCAGCAUCGCCAUAUUUCAGACUCCUUGCUUGCAUAUCCACAAGCAGUCACGGAGGAGGUUCAGGACGAUAAUCCAGCUGCUUCCUCAAAAAUCACAGUCCAUGAUGCCAAUUACACACCCUACACCAGCCAUGAUCUAACCAUGCCGAUUACCCCUGAGAAGUUUGAUGAGGAGCCACACGCCUGGGAUGAAUCUUAUGAACUGAACUCUGAAGAGGAGAAAUAUUAA
This is a messenger RNA of Mollisia scopiformis, 1746 nucleotides long. RefSeq lists its product as uncharacterized. Lineage: Eukaryota; Fungi; Ascomycota; Leotiomycetes; Helotiales; Mollisiaceae. The transcript is spliced from 5 exons. The coding region runs from base 1 to 1746 and encodes 581 amino acids. The record is from RefSeq and is a predicted model, not a curated record.